Solanum stenotomum is the source of this 1452-nucleotide messenger RNA. RefSeq lists its product as uncharacterized. The record is from RefSeq and is a predicted model, not a curated record. Bases 1 to 1452 code for a protein of 483 amino acids. NCBI's taxonomy places the organism in Eukaryota, Viridiplantae, Streptophyta, Magnoliopsida, Solanales, Solanaceae. The transcript has 5 exons.
AUGCUGGCUCAGGAGAUCAUUCAUGGCAUCAAGAAGCCCAAGGAGGGGGAUAAUGUAGUGAUAAAGCUAAACAUGGCCAAGGCAUAUGACAGAGUGUCCUGGGCUUACACUUGCUUGGUCAUGAGGAAAAUGGGUUUUAGUGUGUUUUUCAUUGAGAUGAUAUGGAGGAUUAUGAGCAACAACUGGAUGCUGAAUAACUUGUACUUGAACCAGAAUUAUCAAGGUUUUCACAUGGAACCUAGAGGUCCUCAGAUAAACCAUCUUAGCUUUGCGGAUGAUGUUAUUAUAUUUACCUCUGGCCAAAGAACUUCUAUUCAGCUUAUCAUGAAGACUUUGACCACUUAUGAACAGGUGUCUAACCAGCUUAUUAAUCGAGACAAGAGCCACUUCAUGCUCCCUGUUGACUCUCCUCAAGGCAUUGCUGAAAUGCUUAAUGAGGAAGCUGGUUUUACACAGAAGGACAGCCCAAUUAACUACCUGGGAUGUCCUCUGUAUAUAGGGGGCCAGAGAGAUAUCUACUACUCUCAUCUGGUGGAUAAGAUAGCUAAAAGGAUUAGUGGGUGGCAAGCUAAGAUGUUGAACUUUGGAGGCAGAUUAACUAUAGUGAAACAUGUCCUCCACUCCAUUCCCAUUCACACCAUGGCUGCUAUUUCCCCUCCUAAAACCACCCUUCACUAUAUCAAAAGGCUUACUGCUGAUUUGUUCUGGGGAAGAGAAAAAGAUAAGAAAAAGUACCACUGGGCUUCCUGGGAAAAUAUCACUUUUCCUUAUGAUGAAGGGGGUCUGGGGGUAAGACACCUCAAUGAUAUUUGCAAUUCCCUCCAAUAUAAACAGUGGUGGAACUUUAGAAGUACUAAUUCCCUAUGGGGGCAAUUCCUCAAGGCCAAGUAUUGUCAGAGAGCUAAUCCUGUUGUUAAGAACUUUUGGUGGGAUAAUUGGCUAGGGGAAGGCCCUCUUGCUCACCAUACCAAUGAAAGCAAUCGACUCAACAACAACACUAUCUCUCAAUACAUGCUUAAUGGAGGGUGGAAUGAAACAAUGUGCUCCCAGGAAAUAGGAGUCAGGCCAGUCAUCUGGAAUAAACCUCCUGUUAAUUAUUGCAAAUUGAACACGGAUGGGAGUGCUUUAGCUAACCCUGGCAGCAUAGGAAGGGGUGGCAUUCUGAGGGAUCAGGCAGGGAAUCUAAUUUUUGCUUUCACAGUACCACUUGGUACAGGUUUCAACAAUCAGGCAGAGGUCCAAAUGGAAUCAGUUCAAUGCUUGCAUACUUAUAGGGAAGCCAACACUAUUGCUGAUUUUUUAGCCAAACUAAGCCACAAGAAAGACAUUCCUCAAUAUUUUUACACUCUUAGCCAACUUCCUGUUCCAAUUAAAGGGAGCUACUUUUUGGAGAAGAUGGGCAUGAUCAACUUCAGAAGAAGGAAGCUGAAAAGAGUCAAAAAGCCUCCUUGA